Juglans microcarpa x Juglans regia is the source of this 1269-nucleotide messenger RNA. RefSeq names its product WRKY transcription factor 71-like. Gene Ontology annotation, biological process: regulation of DNA-templated transcription. Lineage: Eukaryota; Viridiplantae; Streptophyta; Magnoliopsida; Fagales; Juglandaceae. Gene Ontology annotation, molecular function: sequence-specific DNA binding; DNA-binding transcription factor activity. The record is from RefSeq and is a predicted model, not a curated record. Bases 257 to 1189 code for a protein of 310 amino acids. The transcript has 3 exons.
AGCAGCAAUACCCUACCAUCCAAAUCUCUCUCUCUCUCUCUCUCUCAAUUAAACGAAACCUGAAGUGCUCUCUUUCUUGUAGAACUAUAUUUUCAAAGAUCUUAAAAAAAACAGUAAAGAUCUUAACCAAAGUGCUGUCUACAAGUUUUUAUACAUAACGCGCGGUACAAUUCCUUUUCCAAUUUUGUUGCUUUCUUGCUGAUCACUUCCUCCUCGCCUUCUUUUUCUUCUUCCUUUUCUUCGCCGACUUUCAUUAAUGUCUGAAGAAGACAAGGACCUGUACAACCAUCAUGGAUCUUUUGGCCAUUAUCGCCAAGAAAUCAACCAAUCAAGCUUUCCAGUCAUUAAUGAUAAUCCCUCCAUACCGACACAAAACCAACAGGGGUUUGAUCCCACCUCGUACAUGAGCUUCACUGACUGCUUACAUGGCUCCAUGGAUUACAACGCACUCUCAACAGCCUUUGGCUUUUCUUGCUCAUCAUCGGAAGUAAUUAGCCCGACCGACGAGAAUUGGAAGAACGUCGGUGUAGGAAAUUCAGCGGCGACCGGAGAAAAUCUACCCACCCCUAAUUCUUCUGUGUCUUGCUCAUCUAACGAGCUGGGAGCGGGUGAGGAAGAAUCCGUUAAGAGUAAGAAAGAUAAGCAGCCACAACUGUGUGAAGAUGGAGCUAAAGAGAAGUCUAAGAAAGCUGGUAACAAACCGAAAAAGGAGAAACGGCAAAGAGAGCCGCGGGUUGCCUUUUUGACUAAGAGCGAGAUUGAUCAUCUUGAAGACGGCUACAGAUGGAGAAAGUAUGGACAGAAGGCAGUGAAGAAUAGCCCUUAUCCAAGAAGUUAUUAUAGAUGCACCAGUCCCAAGUGCAUUGUGAAAAAGCGUGUUGAAAGAUCUUUCCAAGAUCCAUCAACUGUGAUCACAACAUAUGAGGGGAAGCACAACCAUCACUGUCCAGCAAGCCUACGAGCUGGUAACGUUACCCGAAUGUUGCCAACUUUUUUGGCCUCGGCUUCAGUUGGACCAAGCUUUCCCCAGGCAUCACUAUUUUCUCAGUUGCUUCCAACAAAUCAUCAAGUCGACCUAAAUUCCUUAUUUUAUCGAAACCUCAUCACUCACCAGCAGCUCCAACUUGAUCCUGAUCAUGGUUUAUUGCAGGAUUUAGUUCCCUCAUUUAGAAACGAGCAACAGCCAUGAUGAAUUGUAGUUACGUAGGAUCACAAGGUAUUGUAUCACUCUGAUGAGGUACAUAGCAAUAAUUAUGAAAGUACUUGAUA